Messenger RNA from Rotaria sp. Silwood1, 933 nucleotides. Lineage: Eukaryota; Metazoa; Rotifera; Eurotatoria; Philodinida; Philodinidae. The record is from the annotation of a GenBank genome assembly.
AUGUCUAACUCACUUACGAUAAAUACCGAAUCAUGGUUUAUUCCGUUGGAUAUUGUGACGAUAGUGUCUAUUGCUUUAACCAUUGGACUUGCAAUACUUAUUUUACUAAUUAUUCUCAUUGAUAAAACAUGUCAUACAGUUCCAAUGAUGUUAAUUGCUAAUUCAUGUUUAGCUGAACUUAUAUGUGCAAGUGAUUCACUUGGUAUGACUAUUUUCACAUUACAUAAUGAUCUUCAACAAAUUCCGUAUCCAGAUUCAAUGUGUAUAUUUCGAGGCUAUUUAAGUUAUGCUUCAUGUGCUGUAAUGAAUUAUUCUUUUCUUUUACAAGCUAUCUAUCGAUAUGUUGUUGUUGUUUAUCCAAAUUAUUUAAUUUUUCAAUCAACUCGAUUUCAAUUAUUCUUCAUUUGUGUAACAUGGACCUUGGGUUUUGUAUACCCUAUCGGAUUUAUGUCCAAUGGUAAUAUUACUUAUGAUGUUGACAACCAAAUCUGUCAAAUAUCUCUUGGACUUUCCUUUCCAAUGAUUUUUGUAGCACUUUGUAUCUAUACAAUUCCCAUUUCGUUGAUAAUGUUUGUCUAUUUCAAAUUAGUUCGAUAUGUUAAAACGAUAAGUAACCUUGUAACACCUGCAAAUACAUUAAUUCGUGCUCGACGAGAAUUAAACAUGUUCCGACGUAUAGUUAUAUUUGUAACGAUUCUAGUGGUACUUGGUAUUCCAUAUAUAACCUUUAUUUGUAUGUCAUUUUUUAUUAGUCCUCCAAAAUAUCAUCUCCGAAUUGCUUGUAGUGCAAUAUAUGUCUCAUUAGCAUGUGUGAUCAUUGCUUUAUUUCAACUCACACCACCAUUGAAAACUUCUAUAAUGAAACUAAUAAGUGGUCGACGAAAUAAGAUAACACCAACCGUAGCAUUCAUCAUAGGAAAAACUAAUACUUAA